AUGAGUGAUGUUCAAGAACCUUUGUGUAGGCUUUGUAUCAAAACUAUAACUGAUAACAGUUUUGAAAUAAUAGACAUCGCUACUAGAGACAUUCUACAUGUGCUUUUGUUGAAAUUGAAGUGCGACGGGGAGAGCAAAGAUGUUAUAUGUAACACUUGCAGAAAGAAGUUAAAUUCAGCAUUAGAAUUUAAAUCGGCAUGUCUGAAUACCGAUAACACAAUUAUACCAUAUGUGGACUGUAAAAAAAUGUUAGAGCUCGAUAUGAGAGAAAUGUACAUGAGGGAAAACGGAAAAAAGAUAAUGAAUAUUUCGGACAGUCAGAAAAUAUGUCGAUUGUGUAUGCAGCCAGUAAGUAGCGAGUUUAGGUGCAUACGUGAAGAGGAACUUGAAGCCAUUGAGAAAUUGGCUCCUGAAAUGAUUAUAAACAUGGUCAAAGAUCCCGUUGUUUGUAAGCCAUGCUUCGAUUCUCUGUGUACUCACAACAAUUUUCUGAGAGAUUGCUUAGAGGUAGAAGAAAAAAUUAGUUCAGCAAUGGAAAGUCCAGCAGAUACAGCACAAUCUGAUUUAUUCAUUAAAACUGAAUGUUUGGACAAAGAACUCGAUAUUAAUGAGGCAGAAUUGUCGAUCAAAGAUGAAUGUGUUGAUAUAAAGUCAGAAGUUGAAGAAAAGAGUGACACCUCACCGCAGAGCUCUGAUAAUGAACCAUUCGCGAAGGUCCAGAUGUAUAGAUGUAACGACUGUGAUUACAAAACUAAACACAAGAAUGCUAUCAAACAGCACCAAUUGAAGCAUAAUGAUCCUUCACAGGUUAAAAUGUAUAGGUGUAAUGACUGCAGUUACGAAACUAAAUACAAGAGCGAUGUGACAAAGCAUGAAUUGACACAUAAAGGUCCUUCGCAGGUUCUAAUGUACAGAUGUAAUGACUGCAGUUAUGAAACUAAAUACAAGGGCAACAUGAAAAAGCAUGAAUUGACACAUAAAGAUCCUUCGCAGGUUCAAAUGUACAGGUGUAACGUUUGCGACUACGAAAGUAGACACAAGUAUGUUAUCAAAAGGCAUCAGCUAAAACACAAAGAUCCUUCCCAGAUUCAAAUGUUCAAGUGUAACGAAUGCGAUUACGAAGCUAAAUACAGGGGUUAUAUUAAAAGACAUCAACUGAAACAUAAAGAUUCCUCGCAGGUUCAAAUGUACAGAUGUAACGACUGCAAUUAUGAAACAGUAUACAUGAGAGAUAUCAAUAGGCACCAACUGACACAUAAAGAUCCUUCACAGGUUCAAAUGUACAGGUGUAACAACUGUGACUACGAAACUAAAUACAAGAAGAAUAUCAUACAACUGUGUCUCAAUACUGUAAGGGAUUCAAAUCGCCAGGUGAUAGACGAAGUCAUCAAAAGGGAUGUUCUAAAAAUUGUUUUGCCGGGUGUGAAUUUGGAGGAAAACAAACAUUUUAUGUGUACAACGUGUUCCGUAAAAUUAUUUGCUGCUUUUAAUUUUAAAUCAAUAUGUAUGGAAACGGAGGAUAUAAUUUUUCCUCAUGUUAACGCCAGUAAAAUGCCACUGAUUGAUUUAAAGGAAGUUUAUCUAAAAGAGAAGGGAAAUAGUCAGUUAAUCGAUAUAUCGGAAGAUCAUAGAAUUUGUCGAUUAUGUUUUCAGUCGGUAACUUUCGGAUUUCUGGCAUUAAAUGAAGUGGACGUCGACAUAAUCCAUGCAUGUAUACCACAGCUUAAUGUCAGUGCUACCAGGGAUCCUGUUAUAUGUAGAACAUGCUUUGAUUCGCUUCGUACUCAUGGUAGUUUUUUAAAAAGCUGCCUUGAAGUACAUGAGACAUAUACAAACGGAGAUGAACAAUUUUACAUUAAAACUGAAGAAAUUGAAAUAAAACUGGAAGAUGAUCAAGACGGCGACACACCACUGCAGACCUACGAUAAUGAACCAUUCGAGAAGAGUGACUGUAAAGAUGCAGAAGACGAUGCAUGUAGAGCUGAGAAUAGCGCAACAAACACAUGUAACGUGAAAAUCAAGCAGGAGCCCAAAGUAUCGGAUGAAUGUAUUUACGAAACUGGAUGCGAGAGCUGUUUUACGUCACAACGGAAACAUAAAAAUCUUUCGCAGGCUCAAACGUAUAAGUGCAAUGACUGCGAUUAUGAAACUAAAUAUAAGAGAGAUUUUGAACGGCAUCAACUGAAACACAAAGAUCCUUCGCAGCUUCAAAUGUACAAGUGUGACAAAUGCGAUUACGAAACCAUAUACAGGAGUUAUAUUAAAAAUCAUCAACAGAAACAUAACGAUCCUUCACAAAUUCAAAUGUACAGGUGUAACGACUGCGAUUACAAGACUAUAUACAGGAAUGAUAUUAAAAAGCACCAACAGAAACAUAGGGAUCCUGCUCAUAUUCAAACGUAUAAGUGUAAUGACUGCGAUUAUGAAACUAAAUACAAAAGUGCUAUAAAAAAGCAUCAACUGACACACAAAGAUCCUUCACAGAUUCAAAUGCACGCAUGUAAUGACUGCAGCUACAAAACGAAAUACAAAGAUAAUAUCAAAAAGCAUCAACUGAAACACAAAGAUCCAUCGCACAUUGAAAUGUAUAGGUGUAACGUCUGCGACUAUGAAACUAAAUACAAGAGUGCUAUCAAACAGCAUCAGCUGAAACAUAAAGAUCCCUCGCAGAAAUUCGAUGAUGAGAGCAAAGAGGUUAUAUGUAAUGCUUGCAGAAAAAAAUUAUAUGCCGCAUUCGAAUUCAAGUCGAGGUGCCUGAAUACCGAUAACACAAUUAUUUCACAUGUGGAUUGCGAAAAAAUGUUAAAGCUCGACAUAAGGGAAGUAUACAGGAAAGAAAAGGGAAGCAAGUCAAUUUCCGAUAGUGAGAAAAUAUGUCGAUUGUGUAUGAACUUGGUAAAAAGUGAGAUUAUGUGCAUACGUGAAGGGGAACUCGAAGCCAUUCAGAAAUUGACUCCUGAAAUGAAUAUAAAUAUCAUCGAAGAUCCCGUUAUAUGUCAGGAAUGUUUUGAUUCCCUGUGCACCCACAACAGUUUCCUUAGAGAAUGCUUAGAAGUAGAGGAAAAAAUUAGAGGUGCUUAUGAUAAUUCAGCCACAGAAAGUCGAAUAGACACGUCACCAUCUGAUUUAUUUGUUACGACUGAAAACCUGGACAAAGACUUGGAUAUGAGCGAGAUGGAAUUUUCAAUCAAAACUGAGUGUGUCGACAUAAAAUCUGAAGAUGAGGAAAGAAGUGAUGCGCCACUGCAGACGUCCAAUAAUGAACCAUCGGAGAAGAGUGAUUGUAAAGAUGCGGAAGAGGAUAGAUGUAAAAAUGAGAAUGGAUCGGAAAACAAAUGUAAUAAGAAAGCCAAGCGGGAGUGCAAGGUAUUGUACAAAUGUGAUAAACCUAUUUACCAAACUGGAUGCAAGAGUCAUUUUACCAUGCACUGUGCAAGACACAAGAACAAUUCGGAAGGAUAUAAAUGUGAAUCCU
This is a messenger RNA of Anoplophora glabripennis (Asian longhorned beetle), 3475 nucleotides long. RefSeq names its product zinc finger protein 11-like. Gene Ontology annotation, molecular function: zinc ion binding; RNA polymerase II transcription regulatory region sequence-specific DNA binding; DNA-binding transcription factor activity, RNA polymerase II-specific. The annotation marks the transcript as partial. Gene Ontology annotation, cellular component: nucleus. NCBI's taxonomy places the organism in Eukaryota, Metazoa, Arthropoda, Insecta, Coleoptera, Cerambycidae. Gene Ontology annotation, biological process: regulation of transcription by RNA polymerase II. The transcript has 12 exons. The record is from RefSeq and is a predicted model, not a curated record.